Messenger RNA from Caenorhabditis elegans, 1833 nucleotides. It is a transcript of the gene cest-35.2, whose product is annotated as Carboxylic ester hydrolase. Bases 106 to 1740 code for a protein of 544 amino acids. Gene Ontology annotation, molecular function: carboxylesterase activity. The record is from RefSeq and is marked reviewed. Lineage: Eukaryota; Metazoa; Nematoda; Chromadorea; Rhabditida; Rhabditidae. The transcript is spliced from 9 exons.
UCUGCCAACGCUCUCUUUAUAAGACUAUAUUGAUGUGCUGCAAACAUAACACACUAUCAAUUUGAUUCAUUGGUGUCCGCUUGUUUCUCAUUAUUUAAUAGUAUCAUGGGUGGAUUCCUUUCACACUUGAAACCUGAAAAAAAUACCGAAGUUUUCAAUGCUUCAUGUGGUCCGAUUCGUGGAAAUGUUUACGAACAUGGGGACAAAAUCGUGAAUGGAUAUCUCGGAAUUCCAUUUGCCAAGGCUCCAAUCGGAGACCUUCGAUUCAAAAAAUCAGUCGAAGCUGAGAAAUGGACGCAACCACUGGAUUGCUAUAAAUACGGACCGGGAUGUCCACAGUCAGCAGCCCUUGGAGCCUUGAUGGUUUCACAAGCUACUAAUCAUGAUUUCGCUGAAGAUAAUUGCUUGAACCUCAACGUGUUUGCACCAAAAUGGAAAUCUGCCGAAUUCCCAAACGGUUUUCCUGUAAUGGUUUACUUCUAUGGUGGAGGUUUCGAGGUUGGAUUCUCAUCGAUGUUUGAUGAUUAUUCUUUAACUGGAACUCUUCCACUUAAAGAUGUAAUUCUAGUCACUCCCAACUACCGAAUUGGACCUCUCGGAUUUUUCGCUACUGGAGAUGACGUGGCACGGGGAAACUGGGGACUAUGGGAUCAAGCUUUGGCUCUACAGUGGGUACAAAAGCAUAUUAAAUCAUUUGGAGGAGAUCCAAGCAAUGUGACUAUUUCUGGGACAAGUGCCGGUGGAGCAAGUGUUGAUUUUCUGUCCCUGAGUCCACAUGCUAAUAAAUAUUUCCAAAAGUUCAUUCCUAUGUCUGGUGCGGCGACAUGUCCAUUUGGUAUCCGUUCGAAAGAUGUUGAGGGAUUAAUUUUCCGAGAGUUUGCCAACCAUCAUGGCUACACCGGCAAUGAUUCGAAAAGCCUGCUGCAAUGGUAUCAAUCCCAGGACUCUGAGAUAUUCCUCAAAGCGGAAGGAUACAAGUGUCCAGCUUCUGGCAUGUUUUCCUUUGUUCCAAACUUCGACGGAGAUUUCUUCCCAAAACCAUUUGACGAGUUGAGAAAAGAGGCGCCGAAACUUGGUGCCAUCGUUUCAAUUGGUGAAUAUGAAGGACUUGGUUUUGAAGACUUCUAUGCUGGCCAGAAAACCCCUCAACAAAUGCUAUCAGCAGCUUUGGGUCCUGAAGUUGUAAGGAACAGGGAAGAGGUUGUCAAGAGAGCUGCAGAAUCUUAUUUGAAAAAUGGUGGAAACGAAAAUGAAGAAAACAUUGCCAAGACAUUAGUUGAGAUAUUUGGAGACUACUACUUCAGUGUGGGAGCAUUUGAUACUGUUCGAUCACUUGUCAAGUAUGGAAAUACUGUAUAUUUGUAUUCUUUCAAUUAUUUCAAUCCGAACACUCCAAUUGUGUUUGGCAAAAACAGGCCGUUCAAUGCAGCUAAUCAUGGUUCUGAUUUAAGAUAUAUUUUUGGAGAAGGGACUGGAGAGUUUUCGAAAGAAGAUAGGCAGGUUAUGGAUAUGAUGGGAACUUAUCAUACAAAUUUUGCAAAAUAUGGAAAUCCAAAUGGGAAAGGUGUAUCGGUUCCAUGGGAAAAGUACAGUCUUGACAAUCCGGGAAGAUAUUUCAAGAUUGAUUAUCCAAAAUGUGAAAUGGCUGACAAUUUCUUGGAUGGAAGGCACAAGAUUAUAGAUGAAGUUAAUGAACACGGAAUACAAUAUCAAGAAAUGGUUUUUGGAAAGAAAAUAUAAUAUUGAUAUUAUGUAAUUUUUCUUACAAUGAAUGUAGAUAAACUAUUUUAGAUGUAACAUUAUUUAUCAAAUAAUAUAAACCACGUUUAUAAA